This is a messenger RNA of Cuscuta epithymum, 1254 nucleotides long. Lineage: Eukaryota; Viridiplantae; Streptophyta; Magnoliopsida; Solanales; Convolvulaceae. The record is from the annotation of a GenBank genome assembly.
UAAAAAUGAUAUUUUGUUAACUUUUGAAGAGGCUCUAAAACAUUGUGAAUGAGGCUAGUUAAGGUUAGCCUUACUCACUACAAGAUAACCCACCCUGACUGCGAUCGAAAAAAAAGUGAAGGGUCUUGCCUGGGUAAGAUCGAGAUCCCUUGUGCUGCAGUGUUGUUUUUAUGGCAAGUUGGGGUGCCGACUUUUAUUGUUUAAUCAUGCAGAUAUGUACAGAUAUAUUCAUUAAUAACAGUCAGGCUACGGUGGAGGAGACACGAUUAGUAAGCCCCAGCUGUGACACAAGCAUUGGUGCUCCAUUUGCAAAUUUGUAAUGGCGAUGCAAAUAAGUCCAAACACUUCAACACCAGUAUUUUCAUCCGUGAAUCAUCUAAGUGCAACCAAAGUUCCUAUACAAAGCAUCGUAUGUAAGGUGUUGGAAUUGGGGAAGCGGUGUUCCAGAAAGUUCGCCGUUGGGUGCUCAGAGAAACAAGCUCAUAACACUUUCAGGACGUGCAAAAGAUGCAAGAAUCAGUUUGACCCACUGCUCAAUCACCAUGGUGCUUGCCGUUACCACACUGCCCAUUUUGGUGGAGAAACAAAGAGGAAGUUUGAAAGUGUGUACAGUGGAGGCAGCAUGAAUACCCCAGACUCCGGUAAGAUUACCCAAUAUUGGCAUUGUUGUGGAUCUGAAGAUAUCUUCCACCCUGGAUGUACUCCUACAUCUCAUGCCUCUUAUGAUGAUUCAUGACUCGCCCAAGACCCGCCCACCCAUUCAUUCUGCAAAUGGAACCCUACAGAGCUACAACUAACUAAGGCUUUCCUCCUGGCAUUUCUUACAUCAUGUUUACUACUCUUGAGCUGCUCUUGACUAGCAGUUAUUGGUGCCAUCUGCCGUGGUUUUCUCUCUGCGAAAGAGGGAGGGGACUACAUUAAAAAGAACUGCCAGUGAAUUGAAAUACAGGAUACAAUAAGCUUCAUCAUUCAUCAAUAUAUGUACAUAUCUUAGCGCUUUGUUUAAGCACUGGUGACAGAUAAUAUUGUGUGUAAUUAUCAAGAAAGAUUCAAUUUUUUCUGUAUUAGUGAGAACUUUUGAUGAAAUUAUAUGUUAUAGGAAUGUUCAACAUGAUUGGAGAUUUAUAGGAAUUUCUUUUUCAAUAUAUGUGGACUCGUGUCUUCUGUUCAACACAGAUUAGAGAUUUAGAGUCGUAUUAUGUUAUGAUUGAUUUGGUUUUUUAGAUUUGUACGGAGUAUUAGAAAGCAUCAACG